UUGGAGUCUGUGUGUUACCACAAAUCCCCCCUCAGUCCCCAGUGGCAAUGGCACCACAUGACAAGAUUUUAGUAGAAGAGGCAACCAAGUGGAACCACAGAAGACCAAAGAAGAAGCAGCGACGGGUUGACAACAAAAAUACCAGUGUCUCCCCAGGAAGUGGUCAGCCCCACAGCAACAUGAAGGUGGCCAGGUCAACAGAGUGGCAGUAUGCAGAAAACAUGGUCAUUACCGAUGUUUCAGAGUUGAUUUUGCUGGAUGAAUUUUUAUCGCAGAAGCAAAGAGGGUUCUCUAAUGAUAUCUCUGGGAACAGGCAGGAUACAGUCUUUGACAGAAUCUUCAAAGGAUCUUUAGACAAGUUUAGAAAAGACCUCAAAUCGUUGAUAGGAGUGGAAGCCAUUAAAGAGAAGUCUUUUGUGAGAUACCGUGACCUGUUUGAGCAGUUUCGAUACAUUCUAGAAGCAGAGAUGAAGAGAGAGAAGACUGAUGCUCCACUUGUCAUGUCAAUCAAUGCAUUCCGAGGUUUCCUAGAUGAGUUCCGCAAGCAGGAGGAAGCUAGAACUCGUGACAUCAAAAAAGAAGAUCGCCGGGUGGACAAGAAAAAUAUUAAACGAGAGAAGCAUAAGAAAGCUUCAGACACAGUAGAUUUCAAUGGACACAGAUACCAGCAGGUGCAGUUCAAUAUUCCCACAUUUUGUGAAGUUUGCAGUUCGCUGAUCUGGAUCAUGGAUAAAGGAUAUGUUUGUCAAGAUUGCAAGCUGGCAUGCCACAAGAAGUGUUACAGCAAACAGAACUCACCGUGUAAGGGUGCUGCAGAGAAUAAGGGUCAGCCCUGUAGCCAGUUGUUCGGAGCUCAUCUGGAUACAUUGGUCAGUGACACACAGAAAAUUCCUCUUGUGUGUGAGAGAAUCAUGUCCACACUGGAGAGGACAGGCCUGUACAUUGAAGGAGUUUAUCGCAAGUCCGGAGCUGCACCAAAAGUCAAGGAACUCAAGGCUGCCCUAGAAGCAGAUGUUGAGGGAGUGACCUUGGAGGACUACCAUGUGCAUGUCUUGACGUCUGUACUGAAGCUUUUCCUCAGAAAUCUCCCGGAACCUCUGCUGACAUUUGACCUCUUUGAUGACUUUGUGCGCACUACAGAGAUAAAAGAUGAGAAGGAAAUGAUCAGGUCUGUAUUUGAGAUCCUCAAAAAGCUGCCCCGGUCUAGUUUCGACUUGUUUGAACGACUUUGUUUCCAUCUAGCUUGUGUUGCCAUGCACAGUGACAGCAACAAAAUGAGUGCUAGUGCUUUGGCAGUCAUCUUUGCUCCAGUUUUGCUGGGGACCAAUAAGAAACUUCAAGCACAGGAUGCCAUCGCUUUGAUGCCCAAGCAAAUGGUGUGCAUUGAGUUGAUUCUCAAGGAGCAGAUCCGAACUGUAAAGUCCAAGCUUGAGGAUAUUGAUAUUCUAGAAAGUGCAGAGAAGACAACUGGAGAAAGACUGAAUGCUGUCCGUGCAAGUCUUCGCACUGUUCGUCAAAAGUCACCUUUAACAAGUCCAUCGAAACAAGUUUCGGUGCCAUCACAGGUUAAAGUCAACGGAGCAGAAACAAUAGUAGAUGCAGGCGAUACGGAAACUGAAGAAUCUGAAGUGGAUAUAGAGUGUAAUGAUCUUGCAAAGGAGGAACAAGUUCUGGCUCGCCAUCUCUUGUCUAUACACAAAGAAAAAGACAAGCUAACUUACAAACUGUCAAUGUUGGAGAGCAGACAGGGAAGCAGUGAUGAGGAUGUCUUGUCUGGGGAUGAUGUUGAUUCUGUUUUAGGUGCAGACGCAAUGUGUGAAGAGUUUGCUAUCAGUUUUCAGCCAUCUGCUGCAAGACCCUCGCUGCAACAUAUAACUAAGCACCGAGCACACUUACCAAGCAACAGGCUUUUGCCUCAACGCUUUGCCAGGCGAGUGAAAUCAUUCAGCGACAUGGAUGAUGUCAGCGAAGUUUGUUCAUCGGAACUCAUUCCUGCAAUCAGCAUUCAGCAGUCUCCAAAACUGUCUCAGAGUUUGGACACCUUAGCUGCAGAAUCCAUCUAUGUGACUGUACCGGACUUGUCAUGUAUGCAAGAGGAGGAUGAGAUCAUGGUAUGA
This is a messenger RNA of Candidula unifasciata, 2117 nucleotides long. NCBI's taxonomy places the organism in Eukaryota, Metazoa, Mollusca, Gastropoda, Stylommatophora, Geomitridae. The record is from the annotation of a GenBank genome assembly.